AUGGUGGCGGCCACCCUCUGUCGAGGCUUCUUGGAGGAUGAGAGCCAGGAUUUGGGGCUACGGAACGAGGUGUUCAAGUACUACGGCACUUUCAGUCGGACCAUUCUCACGAUGUUUGAGAUCUUGUUCGCUAAUUGGAGUCCUCCCUGCCGGGUGUUGGUUGAGAACAUCAGCGAGUACUUCUCCAUCUUCUUCCUGGUCUACAGGUGCAUCAUCGGAUUCGCAGUUCUCAACGUGGUUGGAGCAGUCUUCGUUCAGCAGACCAUGAAGAUUGCCAGUACGGAUGAGCAGUUGGCAUUCAAGCAGAAAGAACGGGAGCUGGCCAGCUAUACCCGCAAGGUGAAGAAGCUCUUCCAGACGAUGGACGUCUCUGGGGAUGGCACCAUCAACUUCGAGGAGUUCUCGAAGCUCGUGCAGUCGCCCAUGCUGCAGUUCCUUCUGAGCCAGCUCGAUCUGGAGUAUCACGACUUGCUGAGCCUCUUCGAGUUUCUCGAUAAUGGAGAUGGACAGAUCACCCUCGCGGAGUUCAUCGAUGGGGCAGCCAAGCUCCGAGGCAAUGCUAAGGCCCUGGACAUUUGGCGCAUAGAGACCAAAAUUGAGGCGGGGAGACACUCACCCACCCACCCAUUUUGGAUCCUUGUUUUGGAGGGCCAUGACACAGUCACUGGUCUAUUCUUAGUUUCUUCUCUUUCAAGCAAUCACGCAAACACAUACCCAAAUUGA
This is a messenger RNA of Effrenium voratum, 723 nucleotides long. The record is from the annotation of a GenBank genome assembly. NCBI's taxonomy places the organism in Eukaryota, Dinophyceae, Suessiales, Symbiodiniaceae.